Galleria mellonella (greater wax moth) is the source of this 6686-nucleotide messenger RNA. It is a transcript of the gene ttv, whose product is annotated as exostosin-1. NCBI's taxonomy places the organism in Eukaryota, Metazoa, Arthropoda, Insecta, Lepidoptera, Pyralidae. The coding region runs from base 1065 to 3323 and encodes 752 amino acids. The record is from RefSeq and is a predicted model, not a curated record. Gene Ontology annotation, molecular function: glycosyltransferase activity. Gene Ontology annotation, cellular component: membrane. The transcript is spliced from 10 exons.
GCAAUCCUGAAAAAAAAUUAAACCCCAGUAAAAAAGUCAUGGAAAAAAAAACAAAACAAACCGUGGAUAUUUCUCGUUAAUAUAUUUAUUUAUAAAAUGCUGAUAUUAUUGUAUACGUAUAAAAGUACUUUAUCAAAGUGAUGUAAUUCUAAAUAUUAAUACAUUUUUUUUCUAAUGAAAUUAUUUUAGAUGAUGUUUUAAGUACUCUUUGUAAGUAGUUAUUAAUCCUUACAAUAUAUGAAAAUAAUCAGGAGCAGCUGGAUCAAAAAGGAUUGCGUAAAGAAGAGACAGGAUAUGCAGGUUCAACGAUAAUGGAUAGGGAGCCACUUGAGUUGAGUACGAAAUUGAGAAAUGUGAUCAUAUUUGCGAAGACCUAAUAUGAAGUGGAUACAUAAAUUUUAAAGAUGCUCAAGCUUGUUUAAUUACUCUUCUGUGAGAUCUAAGUAACAUGAGUCGGCAUAAUCAAGAAUGGAUGUGAGUAAGGUGUGUGCGAGUGCAAUUUUGGUGUUAACUGGGAGGAAAUUACGUAACCUAUUGAAGACACUAGUAGCAGCAAACAUUUUUUUAACUGACCUGAUUUGUGGAGACCAUGACAAAGUGUUAUCAAAAAUAAUGCCAAGGUUUUUUACUUUUUUCUGGUAAUCUAUUAAAACCCCAUCAAAAACCACAAGCGGAAGACUGGUCAAGGAAAUUUUUGAAAUAAGUCUGGUACUACCAAUAAUAUAAUGGCUUGUGUCUUCAGGGGGUUUACAACAAGACCAUAAGAUUUACUCCAGUCAGAUAUACGUUCCAGAUCGGCGUUAAUAGUAGACAUAGCUAAAGAGAUAUCAACAAGAAAGGCCAAAGAGUAAAUCUGUAAAUCAUCUGCAUAAAGGUGGUAGGAAGAUUGAAGUUUCGAAGUGAUAGUGCUAAUAAAUAAGGCAAAUAUAAGAGGAGAUAAGACGCCACUCUGCGGCACGCCAGCUGACGUAUGGCACCAAGAAGAUAAAAUGUCAUCAAUGCGAAUACGUUGCCGACGUCCAAACAGAUUUCUUCAUCAUGCAAGAGUCUUAAAAUAACUAUAAAUGUUAAUUGAUUUGAAUGAUCCUAAGAUGCAAGCAAAAAAACGAUAUGUUCUUCUAAUUUUAUCAUGUGCCUUUUUGUUAUAUUGUUUUUUUGGUGGGCAUCCAUUAAAAUCGGAAAUAGUUCAAAGUAGUCGCCGUGAUCAGUUGCCUACCUUUGCUUCACUUGAAGAAUUAUCGGAAGCACCUUCACAUCUUCAAAGACAGCCAGAUUCCAAUGCUAAACCAUGUCGCAUGGAGACAUGUUUUGAUUUUUCCAGAUGUGGAAAUGAUCCAAAAAUAUAUGUGUAUCCAACAGAAGGGCCUAUAAGUACUUCUUAUCGUAAAGUACUAUCAGUAGUACGAGAAUCACGGUAUGCUACAAAGGAUCCCAAUGAGGCUUGUCUGUUUUUGCCAGCUGUGGAUACUUUGGAUGCAGAUCCUUUAUCACCAGAGCAUGUUCCUGAUGUUGAGUCACGAUUAUUACGCUUGCCGUAUUGGAAGAAUGGCCGAAAUCAUCUCAUCUUCAAUUUAUAUGCUGGAACAUGGCCAGAUUAUGCAGAGGGUGCUCUAGGCUUUGAUCCUGGUGAAGCUAUUUUAGCUCGAGCCAGUGCAUCUGAAACAAUUUUUCGUGAUGGAUUUGAUGUAUCAUUACCAUUAUUUCACAAAGAACAUCCAGAACGUGGUGGCGUGCCUCCUGCUGCUACUGCUAAUCCAUUCCCAGCGCCACGGCAGCACUUGUUGGCUUUUAAAGGGAAACGUUAUGUCCAUGGAAUUGGCAGUGAAACAAGAAAUUCACUGUGGCAUUUACAUGACGGCAACAAUCUUAUUUUAGUUACUACUUGUCGUCAUGGUAAAUCUUGGAAAGAUUUGAGGGAUGAAAGGUGUGAUGACGAUAAUCGAGAAUAUGAUAAAUUUGAUUACGAGCAAUUGUUGGCAAACUCAACAUUUUGUUUAGUAGCGCGUGGUCGUCGCCUUGGUUCAUAUCGUUUCCUUGAAGCAUUAGCAGCUGGUUGUGUCCCCGUUUUGCUAAGUAAUGGCUGGCGACUUCCGUUUGAUGAACGUAUUGAUUGGCGUCGUGCUGUUAUAUGGGCCGAUGAACGUCUACUAUUACAGGUACCGGAGUUAGUCCGUUCAGUGUCACCUGAACGAGUGCUUGCGUUAAGACAACAGACACAAUUAUUGUGGGAACAGUAUUUUUCUUCUAUCGAAAAAAUAGUCUUUACUACAAUUGAGAUAUUGUUGGAGCGUAUAUUGGCACAUAGAUCGUCAAGGCAACGUGAGGCUCUUAUAUGGAACGCUACGCCUGGAGCUCUGGGAACUUUAGCAACAUAUGGAGACUCCCGAGCUCAUUUCCCCAUCGCAGCCCCCGCGCCCCCCGCGCCGCCCGCGUCCCCCGCCCCGCCCGCUCCACUCCCUGCGCCGUCCGUACCCCUCGCCUCACCACCGCCCACACCGGGUAACACUUUUACAGCACUACUGUAUGUUCAAGCAACAUCGCCAGCGUUACACAAAUUACUCGCAAAUAUUGCGAGUAGUGAAUUUUGUGAAAAGGUGGUACUGGUAUGGGAUAGCGAACGCGCAGCGCCAUCGUUGAAAUCUUUAGCACGUGUAGCUGGAGACACACGAGAUCCAUUGCCUGUGCUGGUCAUCGACGCCACUACUCACUAUCCUGGAGAAGGCGUAUCAGCAAGAUGGCAGCCAUUGUGGGCAGUAUCCACAGCUGCAGUAUUCUCUUUGGAUGGGGAUGCACCGCUGUUGGCUGAGGAAUUGGAUUUCGCAUUUCGAGUCUGGCAACACUUCCCCGAGCGCAUUGUGGGCUAUCCCGCACGCACACAUUAUUGGGAUGAAGCUAAGGGCGCAUGGGGCUACAGCAGCAAGUGGGGCGGUGCGUACUCGAUGGUCCUGCCGGGCGCGGCGCUGGUGCACCGCGGCACGCUGGCGCUGUACGCGGCGGCCGCGCCCGCGCUGCGCCUGCACGUGCGGCGCGCGCGCAACUGCGAGGACAUCCUGCUCAACUGCCUCGUGGCGCACCUCACGCGCCGCCCGCCGCUCAAGCUCGCCCAGCGCCGCCGCUACAAGGCGCCACACCACAGGUACAGGUCGUCUUGGAGUGAUCCCGAACAUUUUGUUCAACGGCAAUCGUGUCUCAAUACGUUCGCCACUGCUUGGGGAUACAUGCCAUUGAUGCGAUCUAUUCUCCGCCUCGAUCCCAUUCUAUUUAAGGAUUCCGUGUCGACUCUUAGAAAAAAAUACAGAAAAAUGGAACUGGUGACGUCUUAAUAUUUUAACGUAAAAUCGUGCAUAUCGCAAGAUAAAAUUAUACGAUUACGGAAACGAAGCCUAUGGUAAAGGAUGAGUAACGAUUGCAUAAAAUAUACAUGAAAAUGGAAUGUAUAUAAAAUUAUUCCAGAUAAUCGUGAUGCCAGAUAUAACCUGUGGUCUAUUGUUUUCGGAUAAACAUUCACCAAUCAAAAGUACAUGGUCUUAUAAUACUAGAUAAAGUAAGUGUUUAAAGAUAGAUUGCAUACUAUUUAAAUUAUUCUUCUAAACAGAUUUUCUACUCGGCUUGGAACACUAGUGUGUAGUUUUGAUUUGUUUGUCUAUCCUCCUGCCUAUUAUUAUUAUAUCAAGUCGCAUAUCUAAACCUUACAAGAAUUUAAUGUAAGUAUCGUAAAGUUUAGAUUUGUCAUAAAGAUAGAUAAAUAUAAUUAAGUAAUGAAAAUGUUUCAUAUAGAGUGAAGCAUGUUAAUUUGCACUUUUUUAACCACUAGGAAAAAAGUUUAGAAAUACCAAAUACAUCACUAAAAUUGCUUAUAUGUAAAAAUUUGAGGUAGUUAUCUUACCUUUGAAAACAGCUACUUAAGAAUUUUCAUACACAACCUUUGAGAAAACAAUACAUUGAAAAAAUAGAAUGUUCAUAGAGUUGUAAAACUAUCUACAUAUGUAUCAAGACAUCAGUAGGUGACAUAAAAAACUUAUUUUAUAAUGUAAAAAUUAAAAAUUUAUGGAAAACCAUCAACAAUUAAAAAAACUUAUGUUUAGUAUAAAUUACUUCAAGUACUAUAUUAUAUCAAAUUUCAUAGAUGAAUAAGUAAUUCAAAUGGAAUAGCCCUAUUUGUUAUUAUAAAUUGUAUCGGAAAACAGUAGAAGAUAGUUGGUGCUUAACUUUGAGGCGUCCCUGGAGCAGCUCUCAGAGUGAAGAAAAUGUAAUUUGGUGUUCUUUAACAUUUCAUAGACACGGUCUAUGCAUUUACUACAAAAAAAAAACCUCGUUUGAUAGAGCACCUUAGGUACUGGAUACUCCUCUUGAGAUCUAUAAAAGCAUCGAGAUCCUUGGACUUGAUAUUUCUAGAGUCUUUCAAUUCAGAGGUCAUUUAGAAGAAACCGCGAAAUUGGCAUCUAAGAAAUUUGGGAUUCCAAGCAAGACGAAAGAGUAUUUCACUCCUUAACAUAGUCUCCUGCUUUAUUAAGGCCAAAUUCGCCUACAUACUCGUAUGUACUGCUCACAUCAUGGACUGGAGCACCCCAGUAUCAAUUCCUUCCACUUGACUCAAUACAACGUGGAGCAAUUUGAAAGUUUGACAAUUCUUGCUAACUGACUACAAUUCUAGCUAGAGUGAGUCUCCUUUCUUGUGUGUGGUAGAGUGGUAGAGCGCAUGACACACUACCACUUUCCAUGUGGAAAGUGGUAGUGUGUCAUGCGCUCUACCAUCCCGUUCAUUACCUCGUAGAUCUAGGUUGUGGAAUGAGCUCCCGUCUUCAGUUAUCCCCUUACAAUAUAAUAUCGGGUAUUUAGAAAAACGUGCCUAUAAAUAUUCGAUAGACCGGUAACACACAAGCAACUCCUUUCGUACUGCAGGUAUUCAAGGGUAGCCGCUUUCCAUCAGGUGGACUGUCUGCUCGUUUGCCUCCCUGACUAUAAAAAAGUUAAUACUUAUAUAUAGUUUAUCUCCACUUAAAACCGGUUUUACAGGUUAUUUUAAAAAGGUGACAAUUUAACAAUAAACUGCAUAUACUAUACUAAGUGAUGCAAUAUUUUUGGUACAUAAUUUUAAGUUUUUAAGAAUUUGUCAUUACUUACAAUUAUAAAUAUAAAUAGUGGAAACAUCAAUGAAUUUAGUAGGUUAACUCUGUAAGUACAUUAAAUUUGCAAAUAUAACAUAGAAAGUCAGUUCCGGUAUAUUAAAUUGUGAAUUAAUUAAUAUACUUACCAAUUAAAAUAAAAUCUAUUGAAUAUUAUGCUAAACCGUCGCUUGUUCUUUCGAUUAUGUCACACUUACCACAAUUUCAUUUUUUUUUAUAAAUUACUACGUCAUUUAUUAAAACAAAUUAGUUUUUUUUUUAAUACACACACUACUUCUACACUAUUUCUUAAUAUAGUCUGGAAAUGGUAACAUAGUUUCAUACAAGUACCAGAAUGUGAGUACAUAACCAUCGUCAAACCAUUUAUUAUAUUUGGUUGUAUAAGUUGUAACCGGUACUAAAAUAUUAAUACAAAAAACGGUAAACAUACAUACCUGUAUACUAUUUUGACAAAUUAUAUGACGAUAUUGUAUGGAAUCGGUAUAUUAUAGGUACCUAUGGGCAUUUAAUUGUAAAAGUAUAUCUUGCUAUGUUCUCUGCGGAUAUCUUACCUACCACUAAUAUAACUGUAUUAUAUACAUAUAUCGAUACUAUAAUUGCCUAUUUGAAAAUACUUGUAAAAUUGUUUGUACAAUUUGUAUCGAUACAGUGAGGUCAUUGGAACGAGAGUGGUUUCUUAAAAAUCUCGAUGUUGUUAUUUUUAGAGGUCUACCCUAAUUGUAACAAUAUACAACAUGAAUAAUGUAAUAUUACUAUUACAAUUACUUAUUUAUAUAGUUUCGAACGUGUACCACCGAGUAACGUUUUUUUUUAAUGUGUGAUAAUGAUAUGGUAACCCCGCCUCUGCUAUUGGUAUACACUGACGAGGCACCAGUGGGAGAUGAUAGAUAAGAAUGAAAGCAAGUCAAUUAAUUAACCCAUCCUGACGAAUUCAACUACAAUUAACCACGAUGGUUUCCAGGGGGAACCACGAGGAGGUCGACCUGACAGGGUAUAGACACCGAGUACAUUAGAAGAUGUACGUGACGUGGCUCCAUAAUGUCAUUAAAUCGUAAAAAGAAUAGUUUAUACGAAUACGAAUAUUUUUCACGAAGGUGGCAAAACAAACAUACAUCCUGUCUGAUGAUAUGGCGACUGUAGCAUAUGAACGCCUGCAACACGGGGUGUAACGUGCACGUUAUUUAAUGAAAAGAUAUCAAAAAUUAGAAUUUUAUAUUUACUAUUUUUAUUAAAUAGUCGACGAUGAUGGGUCGAAUUCGGCUUCUAUUCGUGCGGCCCGCGGCAUGUUCUUGAUUUACCACAAUUACGGAAAUAUCCCUUUUGUAAAUUUAAUUUGAACGAAUAUUAUUUUAUUAUUAACGAAUUUUACUAAAAAUACAUUUGAUGAUGUAUAGUGUAGGUACUGUUUGUAAACCAUGAAUUUUAUAAAAUUUAAAUAUAAUACAAAUAAGUCACUUUUACCUGUACUGCGUCUGGCAAUGACUAAUAUUAUUGUUGAUAUUGAUGCAAUUGUAAAAAAUAAAUGAACGAAGAAAUAAUAAAAUUAGGUACCUACUUAAA